This is a messenger RNA of Funneliformis caledonium, 126 nucleotides long. The record is from the annotation of a GenBank genome assembly. NCBI's taxonomy places the organism in Eukaryota, Fungi, Glomeromycota, Glomeromycetes, Glomerales, Glomeraceae.
UUAUCAGGCAAUGGAACAAAAUGGUGUCUAGUACUUGUUAUUUAUUGGAAGUGUCAGUUAGUUUCACGUUUGACAUCAUCAGCUGAAGUAAGUAGACCUAGAUCAUCAACUGACACAGUUUCGUAA